AUUCUCUCAUCAAGAAUGCUCCUGUCUGGGUGCUUAGGCUGAAACUCGUAUAUUAUACUGGUCGGGUCUGAGAAUCUACAGAGAUAACCUUUUCUCUAUCUGUCUCUGGUUGUGGCGGCUGCUGCAAGCUGCAUUAUCAUUUUGUAAAACAAAAAAAACAAAAAAAAAAAAGAUGAAGGCUUUUGCAUAGCCUACGCUCUUCUUUACACUAUUUAUCACCACCAACAAUGACCUUCUCCAUCAAAUUUGGACUUCCUCUAUCAACCAAAUUCCCGCCCUAUUUUCCCAACCACAAAGAAAGAAGUUCAAAUGUUACUCUACCGUCUCAAGUUAUCCACAAAUCAACUGGAGUAGUCACAGCUCAGCUUCCCUUUCUUGCACACGCUGAAACUUCCGACAAGUCUCAAAUUCAAUCCGUAAUUGAUCUCCUACGCGACUUCGCAGACAAAGGGUAUGCCAAACAGGUGCAAGCGCUUCAUGGGCUUGUGUUAAAAUCCAAUUUUUCUGAUCAAGACUUGGUGGUACUUUUGAAUCAUGUGGCCCAUAUGUACUCGAAAUGCUCAGAUUUUGACUCUGCUAGGCGAGUUUUUGAUAAAAUGUCGCAGAGGAACAUAUUUUCUUGGACUGUCAUGAUUGCUGGAUCAACAGAGAAUGGAUUUUACCUUGAUGGGUUUGACUACAUUGUUCAGAUGUUAAAUCAUGGAAUUUUACCGGAUAAAUUUGCCUAUUCUGCGGUUUUACAGACAUGUAUUGGUUUAGAUUGUGUUGAAUUGGGCCAAAUGGUGCAUUCCCAAAUUGUUAUUAGAGGCUUUACAUCUCAAACGUUUGUUGCUACGUCUCUUCUUAAUAUGUACUCAAAGUUAGGAAGGAGCAGCGAUUCGUAUAAAGUAUUUAACACCAUGGCAGAACAUAACGAAGUUUCUUGGAAUGCUAUGAUAUCGGGUUUUACAAUGAACGGUCUUCACUUAGAAGCAUACAAUCAUUUUGUUAGGAUGAAGAAUGAAGGAGUUAAACCGAAUGUAUACACGCUCAUCAGUGUCUCGAAAGCAGUUGGACAAUUAAGUGAUGUCUAUAAGGUUAGAGAGGUUCAAGAUGUUGUAUCUGAAUUGGGCAUGGAGUCUAAUGUUCUUCUGGGAACUGCUUUAAUCGAUAUGUACUCAAAAUGUGGACUUUUGGAUGAUGCAUGGUCUGUUUUUGAUGCAAAUUUCUUCUGUUGCAGACUGAACACACCAUGGAAUGCAAUGAUUUCAGGCUAUUCACAGCACAGGUAUGCCAAAGAAGCUGUGGAACUCUACAAAAGAAUGUGCCAAAAGGAUAUCAAACCAGAUAUAUACACUUACUGUAGUGUAUUCAAUGCAGUUGCUGCUUUGAAAUGUCUACACUUUGUCAAGGAAGUUCAUGGGAUGAUCGUAAAAAAUGGACAAAUUAUGACAGUCAUAAGUGUUUGCAAUGCAAUUGCUGAUGCUUAUGCUAAAUGUGGCUCUCUCAAAGAUGUAAAGCAGCUUUUUGACAGGAUGGAGGAGCGAGAUAUGAUCUCUUGGACAACCCUGGUGACUGCUUAUUCCCAGUGUGGUGAAUGGGACGAAGCACUGGCUAUUUUCUCACUGAUGAGGGAAGAUGGCUUUCAACCGAAUCAAUUUACCUUUUCCAGUGUUCUUGUAUCGUGUGCUAGCCUUUGUUUUCUUGAAUAUGGUCAGCAAGUCCAUGGACUUAUAUUCAAGGCUGGCUUUGAGAGUGACAAAUGCAUAGAGAGUGCUUUGCUUGACAUGUAUGCCAAAUGUGGCUGUAUAAUUGAGGCAGAAAGGGUUUUUGAUAAAUGUGAUGACCCAGAUACAAUUUCAUGGACAGCUAUAAUAUCAGGCUGUGCUCAAAAUGGUAUGAUAAAGGAUGCUCUUCAACUUUUUACAAAAAUGGAGUUACAAGGAUUGAAACCCAAUGCUGUUACCCUAUUGUGUGUUCUGUUUGCUUGCAGCCAUGGAGGAAUGGUAGACGAAGGCCUAUAUUAUUUUCAACUGAUGGAGGAAAAAUAUGGUCUCGUGCCACAGAUGGAACAUUUUGCUUGUAUUGUUGAUCUCCUGGGUCGUGUGGGGCGGUUGGACGAAGCAUUGGAAUUUAUAAGGAAGAUGCGCAUUGAACCAAAUGAAAUGGUUUGGCAAGCACUGCUGGCGGCAUGUAGAGUUCAUGGAAAUCUUGAGAUGGCAGAGAUUGCUGCUCAGAAGAUCCUUUCCAUCAAUCCGGAGUACUCGUCUACCUAUGUUCUUCUGUCCAAUACAUACAAAGAGACGGGGAGUUUUGAAGAUGGACUUAUUUUCUGGGAUGUAAUGAAAGAGCGUGGUGUUAGAAAGGAACCUGGAUAUAGCUGGAUUUAUGUCAAAGGUAAACUCCAUAAAUUCUAUUCAGGAGAUCAACGACAUCCUCAAAAUGAUGACAUAUACUUGAAGUUGGAAGAGUUAAGGGACAAUGUGAAGUCCAUGGAUUAUGUACCCUACUUUUGUCUUGAGACCUGACUUAGGCUGUAGAGCAAUAACUGAGGAGUACAAGUAAUGGAAUCUCAAAAGAGAAUGAGUGACUAUAUUUAUCUCAUGCACAGUACGAUUUCAACAAACUUCUUUACUAGAAAGAAUGAUAAAUUCCAUUCGGGGAUGUUGGAGAGAUAUCCAAGAACAACUAGUGGAAAGUCACAAGUAGUUUGGAUUAUAUACCUGCAGCAUAUACACAAUAUCAAAUUCAAUAAUAGUCUGCUUGAAUAAAUCGAUAAGAUCUCAUGUCCAAAUACAGAGAGCAGAAGGGAAAAGUUUUUAAGAGCUAUGGUAUGGUUGCCAUCUUGAACUGAGGAAGCUGAUGAUCUCCAAAAUUUUGUUAUAGCUCCUGAAUGGACUAUAUCUCGAGCAGGUAAAUGAUAGCAAGAAUAUUUCUUUUAUAUUCUUUACCGUUUGGACUGUGUUGUAUGUAUAUUGUGUUGAAAUGAGCUAGCAAAAACAAUUCAAGACAUGGAACAGUCUAAACUACAAUUAUUUUCUAAAUAAUUUUCUGUGACCGCCCUUUUGGUCCUGAAAGUGGAUUAAUUUUACUAUCUUGAAUUCCUUGUGUUUACUA
Molecule: messenger RNA, 3096 nt
Organism: Carica papaya (papaya)
Lineage: Eukaryota; Viridiplantae; Streptophyta; Magnoliopsida; Brassicales; Caricaceae
Product: pentatricopeptide repeat-containing protein At2g33680-like
Biological process (GO): RNA modification
Molecular function (GO): RNA binding; protein binding
Source: RefSeq, a predicted model, not a curated record